AUGGCAACGUCUACGGGGUAUUUCUGGAACAUUUAUACUACAUCCGCGCGUUUUCUUAAUUAAGAGAUAAUGUAUGCAAUUGUAGCUUGCACAAGCACAUGCAACGGGAAGAGAAGGUUGCAGCUUACGUUACUCAAAGUACUACGUGUGUACGUAAGGCUGAACCGGAAGCGUACUCUGCACGCCGUAACCGAGAACAAAAGCAAAAAAAAAAAAAAGAAGAAAUAAUCCGUCGUUCAAUUUUGUGUAUAGUGCUGGCAGCAAUUCGCGCGGGUGCAACCAUGCUACGAUGCAAGAUAACAAUCACGCUGCUCUGCGUCCUGUUGAUCGGACAUCAAGUCCACGCAGUGGUUAACAAAGCGCAAUCGCAAGCACUGGCCAACAACGAUGAAGAGAAUCCGAACGAAAUUAAGGCUGACAAAAGAAUAAGCAAUUACGGUCCACCUUCCGAUGAUUACGGACCACCAAUUGGAUCAAGUAUUAAAGGACCAGCGCCGGUUUACGGGCCACCAGAGCUAGUAGGUGAUCAAGGACCAACACCUAUAUACCCGCCGCCACCACCAGACCUUCCCCCACCCAUCUAUGGUCCACCAUUAGCUUCAUAUGGGCCACCACGGAAUAUUAAACCGCUUCACAGUCCACCAAAGCAAAGUUUCGGUGGCCCUCCUUUGUCUAUUUUGCCAUCGAAGCUAAACUUUGGCUCGUUGAAACUUCACUAUGGGCCACCAAAGCAACACUAUGGACCGCCGCAUUCGUUCGGUUCGUUUAGACCGCCGAAACCUCAGUACGGUCCACCAUUGAAAUUCACAUCUAAUCAAUACAUAGCGGUGGGAUCGUCGGGCCUUGGACCAACGAAAUCGGCGCACGGACCUCCUGUGCCCUUCGAUACCUAUGGUGUACCUCCGCAAAAACUGGCUGUUCAGUUUAGUUCACAACCGAGUGACAACUACGGACCACCACCACCGCCAUCGUUUGGAGUCCUCGUACCCGAGGCAGAAUACGGACCACCUGCUGCUGAUCUGUACAGACCGCCAGUCCCUCCGCCAGGCGUGCCAGCACCACCGACUCCACCCGAUAUAAAGUACGAUGGUUGGCAACCGAUCGCUGGAUUGGCCAAUCAACAGCCUACGAACAUUUACGGGCCUCCGUCCGAGGAGCACAAGGUCAUAGACGGUUCAUCGUUGGGUCUGCAGCUUCCACAGUCUACGAGCAACGUUAUUGAGAAUCCAAACGUACCGAGCGAUUCCUAUGGCGUUCCAAUUCAUAGCCCCGAGGCACAAGACUUGAAAACCUCGGUGAAGUCCAGUUCUAACGACAAUAAAGGAUUGCCGCCGCCUCCGUUGCCGGAGUACGAGCCGUUCCACAACGAAAGCCCGCCAAGAAAGGAACCUCCUCUGAAAGAUAUCCAAGGUGGGGUUAACUUGCAGUACGAAGUGCCAAAGGUAGAGCCUGUUUCUUCAAUCGUGAAGACGGUUGGAUUCGAGUUAUUACCUACGAAUCCGUCUCUAACCUCGGACCUUACUGCUGGACUGCCGACGUUGAAAUUACCCCUGCUUGAUGCCGGAGCCAGUUCGAAUUUUGGUAACGGGGUCUCUCACGCGUUGCAAAAUCUGGGAAACGAUUUGUCGUCCAAUAGCUACGGCCCCCCGCCGUUAUCAGGCAUCUCGUUUGGAAAGUUGAAUUCCAUCGAGUCGGGUAUUCCUUUGCCACCGCCACCUCCCGUGCUCGACUCCUAUGGCGCACCUCCUCUAUCAUCUCACUCACCUAACGGCCCUUAUCCCGCCGCCGAGGCAGGUCGAGCAUCCUCGUUCUCUUCCUUCGGGUUACACGGCAACUUGCUUUUCAAGCAAAGUCUGCAACACUAUCGUCCCCCUGGAUCCUUCAGACAUCCGCCGUCAUCACUCCCAGGCAGCCUAAUUCCGCCAAGAAAUCGCGAACCGAUCAAAUUCAAAGAAUCCAUUCCCAGCGGACUUUUGACUAACCUUAAUCGCUACUUGCCACCGCUGAGGCACGCGGAGCUCGCUAAAGCGCCAAAAACUUACCUGCCACCGUUGUCGUUCGAGCAACAGCUACCAAUCCAUAACGCUGCAGUCGCUUUCAAGGGAUUGCCUAGCGUCAGCUUCAACUCACCAAUGGCGGCCCCGAACGCUCACUAUGGAACGCCAUUGUCCUUCGGCGAUUUUAACACUCCAGCGCCGGUGUUGACGUACGGAGCGCCUAACUUUGGACCCGCUUCUUCCUUCGUCUCCAGCUCCACCGGCUUCGGCAACAAUUUAUACGACGUCGUCGGCAACGUUAUAACCACCACGUAUGGCACCCCGGUUGUGAAUUUACCGUUGUCGACAGGUGGUGGACACGAUUGCGGUCUCAGUCAACAAACAGGCGCCACGCGUUAUAGCUUCGAAGAUCUCGCUGGUCACUCGUUGAACGUCGGAUCUCACGGCCCGAGUUUCGGCGCAGCACUCCCCGAAGCUACUCCGAAUCAGAAUCCGCUUUUCAAUGUGGAACACUCGUUGUCGAACACUUUGAGCGGAUUGGACAACGUGCAGUCAGUUGGCCAGCUGAGCUUGCAGAACUUCGAGCAGCCUAAAACGAAUCUAAAAGACAGCUACGGCAGUUCGAUUGGCGUGAGUUACGCCGCCCAUGAGAAUACAGACAGCGUGGUGUCCAGUGAUCACAGUCAGUCGAACGUGCUUUCUGCACCACCUGCCGAGCAAUUGCAAGACUCGUUCUCCUCGAACGUUCGUUUCCAGCAACAGAAUAAUGGAAUUAGAGCUGAAGCUUUAACUGCCUCGGGCUUCGGCUUGAGUCAAGCGAAGAGCCUAGCCGCCAACGAAGUGGAUGCUAGUCAGUUUCUGAAUACUCACGCAGGCAGCGAAGCUCUGUCGCUGGUGAAGGGGCUGACAGCGAACGCAGACGGUUUCGAAGUUCAGGGUUCCAAGGGGACGUACACGUUGCAAAUCCAAGCUGCCGAUGGAGGAUUAGGGACGGAGAAUUCGGAUGGUAGUAUCAGGCACGAUCAGGUGCUGUCUAAUGGGCUCUUGCAAGACAUUCUCGCGGCUAUCGAACAAGGGUCUGAACAAGGGCAGGUACAAGUUCAAGGUCAUCCGGAGGAACAACAGUUGCAACACGUGUAUAGUAAUUUGCCGCAGACUGGGAAUACGGAAGUCCCCAAAGGACAUUAUAUCACCGUGGAACAGAAUGAUCAGAGGAAAGAUUCCAAUGGGUUGCUCGGGCAACCUGGUGACAAUACCGAGGCUGAAUCGAGCAGAGGGAUAUCCACGAAGAAUGAAGGCGUUGCUCUCUUCUUCAACAGUCAAUACGGUGACUCGAGGAAAGAGAUAAGGUCGGUGAACGCGACUGUUGCUUCGGACGAUGGGAAGAAUGCUAGCGAGAGAAAGUCCUCUUAAAUCGUUUCGAAAAUUCGACUCUCGUCGAAUAGAUUUGUUGGUAAUUUACGGUAAUUUAUAUAUAAGGGACGAGCUUUCCUCCUCUUUUGCAUUACCAAGUUAUGGUUCACCAAGUGCCGCGUAGAAGUUAUCGAUUAAAGUCAUUAAGCUAAAGACUAUUUUUAAUAACGAGAUAUUUAAAUUUUAUAGAAUAUAUGAAGAUUAUAGUUGCAAACGUUGACGUUCCAUUGAUAGAUUACAGUCCACAGGUGGACUUGAAUAUCUUCCUUCGGGUCGUAAUGGUUAUCACUGAUUAUCGAUCCGUCAAUAAUAUCUAUACAUUUCGUUUUAGAGUAUGCCAAAAUCACACGAUUGUGAGCAAGUCACGAUUUCACUAG
Molecule: messenger RNA, 3787 nt
Organism: Heterotrigona itama
Lineage: Eukaryota; Metazoa; Arthropoda; Insecta; Hymenoptera; Apidae
Source: the annotation of a GenBank genome assembly